This is a messenger RNA of Paramecium octaurelia, 381 nucleotides long. NCBI's taxonomy places the organism in Eukaryota, Ciliophora, Oligohymenophorea, Peniculida, Parameciidae. The record is from the annotation of a GenBank genome assembly.
AUGUACCUGGAUCACUCAGUUCUUUAUAUUCUUCAUUAACAACUAACAGAUAAUUAAAAUUAGGUAAGAUUUUUACAUAAAUAUCAAAAAGACCAAAAGUUCCUAGAUAUAUUAUGUUAAUUAAUUAAAGAUAACUAGGAUUCAGAUUUAGCUGCUUUUGUAAUUGGAUCAGCUGUUUCUGACUUUUAAUAAAUAAAAAAGUUGAUCGAUUAAAUCCUAAUUAAUAUUAAUUUUAUCAAGCUUCAAAAGAAUUUACUGAAAUAUGUGGUGACAUAUAAGGUGGUUUCUUCAAAUAGAAUUAUCCAUAACUAGAACAACUGUUAUUUUAGAGUAUCUAAAGUACAUCUUAAGCUGUCAGAUAUUCUUGUAUUCAAAGUCUGA